UAAGUGGCAAUACCUCAUUUCCUGUUUGACUGCACGAGGGAGACUACCCAGACUACCAGUGCCUACGAUAGGUGUUAUUGUGCCGUUUCCUAUUACAUAUCCAUAUUUGAAGUUAUUGAAACCAUAGGCCUAUAGAAACAUGGCGCUGAGUGUGUCUUUCCAGAGGGAUAAAAUCCCAACAGCUGCCUUUUUGACAGCAGAGUAUUUAUCACAGAAGAAGCUUGUGAAGUGGUCACUAGAGCAGAAUACAACUUUAACAGUGGAGGGGACAACUUUAACAAAUAACUUCACCAUUUGCCGAUUUCUGGCCAACAAGUUUCCUGAUUCAGCUCUCUAUGGGAAUACCAUUCUGGAAGCAUCAGAGAUAGACCAUUGGAUGACCUUUGCUGCUGACUCCCUGUCCUGUGCUGCUAAAUUUUGCACGGCUCUCAGUUACCUGGAUAAGUCUCUGGAGCCUGUGACCUACAUGGUGGGCCGAUCGCUGACCUUGGCAGAUUUUGCUGUGUGGGAAGUACUUCAGAGUAGUAGCAAGUUCCAGUCACUGCUAGCAUCUGAUGAUGCAGGAGUCAAUGUCACUCGCUAUUAUAAGUUUCUCUGCAAUCAGUUGGUGUUCAAGAUUGCACAGAAUCAUUUGGUCAAGACUGGUUCAAACAAGAAAAGUGAUAAAAAGUCGGAUCAGUCAGCCAAGAAGGAUGAAGGGAAGUUUGUGGAUCUACCUGGGGCUGAGAUUGGAAAAGUUGUUGUUCGUUUCCCACCAGAAGCAAGUGGGUAUUUACAUAUUGGUCAUGCAAAGGCAGCCUUGCUGAACUACCACUACAGAGAGAUGUUCAAAGGAACGCUCAUUAUGAGAUUCGAUGACACCAACCCAGCUAAGGAAAAUGAGGAGUUUGAACAGGUGAUUCUGGAGGACGUGGCUAUGCUGGGUAUCAAAUACGACAAGUUCUCCUAUACCUCAGACCACUUUGAUCUGCUUCAGAAGCAUUGCGAAAAAAUGAUUAGGUUGGGCAAAGCCUAUGUUGACAACACAGAUCCUGAAACCAUGAAGAAAGAGCGAGAAGAGCGCAAGGACUCUGUCAACAGAAACAACGGUGUGGAGAAGAAUUUAGCCAUGUGGGAGGAAAUGAAGAAAGGAACAGCUAAAGGCCAGACCUGUGCAGUGAGGGCAAAGAUUGACAUGAAAUCUGACAAUGGCUGUAUGAGGGACCCCACAUUGUAUAGAUGCAAGCCUGAACAUCACAUUAGGACUGGCACCAAAUACAAGGUGUACCCCACUUACGACUUUGCUUGCCCUAUAGUGGACAGUGUAGAGGAUGUGACCCACGCUCUUCGGACCACAGAGUACCAUGAUAGAGAUGAGCAAUACUACUGGAUCCUGGACACACUAGGUUUACGACGUCCUUACAUCUACGAGUACAGUAGGCUCAACCUGCAGAACACUGUCCUCUCCAAAAGGAGACUCACCUGGUUUGUCAAUGAGGGAAUUGUGGAUGGAUGGGAUGAUCCCCGGUUCCCCACCGUGAGGGGCGUGUUGAGAAGGGGAAUGACAGUGGAGGGGCUGAAACAGUUCAUUGUGGCACAGGGGUCCUCGAGGUCUGUGGUGAUGAUGGAGUGGGAUAAGAUUUGGGCAGUCAACAAGAAAGUGAUUGAUCCAAUUGUACCAAGGUACACUGCUUUGCUUAAGGAAGAGGUUGUCCCAGUUCAUGUGAAAGGUGCAUCUACAGGUGUGAUGCAAAAACCAAGACAUCCCAAGAAUGAAAGUGUAGGAAUGAAGGAUGUGUGGUACUCUCCCCUUGUGUACAUAGAGGGCGCUGAUGCAGAAUUGUUGAAGGAGGGGGAGCUGACUACAUUUAUCAACUGGGGUAACCUGGAAAUAACUAAAAUAAACAAGAAAAAUGGCAAAAUUGUGUCCAUGGAGGCCAAAACUAUGCUGGAUAAUACAGACUACAAGAAGACCCAGAAGAUUACCUGGCUGGCUGAGACAGACAAAGCCCCCUUCACCCCCUCCAUAUGUGUUCAGUAUGACCACAUCAUAAGUAAAGCUGUUCUUGGUAAAGAGGAGGACUUCAAACAGUAUGCCAACAGAGACAGUAAGAAAGAGUUGGUGAUGUUUGGUGAUCCUUGUUUGGCCAGUUUGAAGAAAGGUGACAUUAUACAGCUUCAGAGGCGAGGAUAUUACAUCUGCGAUCAGCCGUAUCUCCCAACCAGCCCUUUCACUGGUCUCAGCAGUCCCUGUGUCCUGUUGAACAUCCCAGACGGCCACACAAAAGAGAUGCCAACCUCUGGGUCCAAGCACAAAGAAGAUGGCAGCAGCAAAGAGAAAUCACAGAGCAAGAAAGGGAAAGCAGCUGAGAAAUCUCCCCCUGAUACACCCUCCUCCUCAGGUAUUGAUCUGGUGGAUCUAGACAAGAGGAUCAGAGGUCAAGGGGAAAGAGUUCGUGACCUCAAGUCCAAGAAAGCUCCCAAGGAGCAAGUAGAUGCAGAAGUUAAAAUUCUCCAGGCUCUGAAGGCAGAAUAUAAAUCUGGUUCUGGUUCUGACUGGAAACCGGACACCAAGCCUGUCCAUCCAGUUUCUUGUCCACCAGCAUCUGGUUCAGUAAAUGCCGGAGAACUCAAUGAUCGAAUAACAAAACAGGGCAACAUGGCCAGGGACCUCAAAACAAAGAAAGCCCCCAAGAGUGAAAUUGAUGAAGCGGUGAAAAUACUUUUGGCUCUGAAGACAGAAUUCAAAACUAUGACAGGAAAAGAUUGGAAACCUGGUUCCACCCCGCCCGCAAUAAGUUCAUCUGGGAGCAGUGGAGAUGUAAACAUCAUCAAUGAGAAAAUUAUUGCCCAGGGCAACAAAGUCCGUGACAUGAAAGCAGCCAAAGCUUCAAAGAGUGAAAUUGAUGAAGCAGUGAAAGUACUUCUGGCUCUGAAGACAGAAUACAAAACUAUGACAGGAAAAGAUUGGAAACCUGGUUCCACCCCGCCCGUAACAAGUUCAUUUGACAGCAGUGGAGAUGUAAACAUCAAUGAGAAAAUUAUUGCCCAGGGCAACAAAGUCCGUGACAUGAAAGCAGCCAAAGCUUCAAAGGACACAGUGACUGCAGAAGUGCAAAUAUUACUGCAGUUGAAAGCCAAGUACAAAACUGCUACAGGGAAGGAUUGGACACAACCUCCUGCUGGAUCCACCCCCAAAAAGACAGAACCACCUAAAGUCAUGUCAGCUGAUGAGGCAGGGAAUCUGAAGAAGAAGAUUGAUGACCAGGGCGAGAAAGUGCGACAACUGAAGGCCUCCAAAGCAGCAGAGGAUGAAGUAAAGAAAGCUGUAGAAGUCCUCUUGUCACUGAAGAGUCAGUACAAAGAUCUAACAGGAGAGGAUCUAUCUGGAGGUGGCCGAAAAGACAAGAAGGAGAAGAAAAAAGACAAGAAAGUCACAGAGAAGAAAGAGGAAGUCAAAGUGCAGGAGGACUCCAAAGAUCACAAAAAAAUCACAAGACUUGGCCUAGAAGCAAAGAAAGAGGAGAACUUGUCAGACUGGUACUCACAGGUCAUUACAAAAGCAGAAUUGAUCGAGUACUACGAUGUUAGUGGCUGUUACAUUCUACGACCCUGGUCAUAUUCCAUUUGGGAGAGCAUCAAAGAAUUUUUUGACAGAGAAAUUAAGAAAUUAGGUGUAGAAAAUACAUAUUUUCCCAUGUUUGUAUCCCACCAAGCACUGGAGCGAGAAAAAACUCACAUUGCAGAUUUUGCCCCAGAGGUGGCCUGGGUAACAAAGUCUGGUAAAUCCGACUUGGCUGAACCUAUCGCUAUCCGUCCCACAAGUGAAACUGUGAUGUACCCCUCAUAUGCCAAGUGGAUCAAGUCUCACAGAGAUCUCCCAUUAAAACUGAACCAGUGGUGUAAUGUUGUGAGGUGGGAAUUCAAACAUCCACAGCCAUUCCUUAGGACCAGGGAAUUUCUAUGGCAGGAAGGACAUACUGCAUUUGCCACAGCUGAGGAAGCUCAGGAGGAGGUAUAUGCUAUACUUGAACUGUAUGCCAGAGUGUAUGAGGAUCUGUUAGCUAUCCCAGUGGUCAGGGGCAGGAAAACUGAGCGCGAGAAGUUUGCAGGGGGAGACUUUACCACAACAGUAGAGGCCUACAUAUCGGCUAGCGGAAGAGCUAUACAGGGAGGAACAUCUCAUCACUUAGGACAGAAUUUCUCCAAGAUGUUUGAGAUUUGUAUCCAAGACCAAGAAACUUUGGAGAAACAGUUUGUGUAUCAGAAUUCUUGGGGUCUGACAACUCGAACCAUUGGAGUUAUGUGUAUGGUUCAUGGCGACAACACCGGACUAGUGCUGCCACCUAAUGUCGCCAGUGUCCAGGUGAUCAUUGUUCCCUGUGGAAUAACAGCCAAUCUGUCCAAGUCAGACGAGCAGGAUCUGAUGGAUAAAUGUGAGGCCCUGAAGAAGGAGCUGUUGGCAGCCGAUAUCAGAACCCGAACCGACCUGAGGGACAACUACUCACCGGGCUGGAAAUUUAACCACUGGGAGCUUAAGGGAGUACCAAUUCGAGUGGAACUUGGACCCCGUGACAUCAAACAAAACCAACUGGUAGCCGUUAGACGAGAUACUUCAGAGAAAAUGAUUCUAAAGAGAGAAAACAUUGAUAAACAACUUGCAGAUCUACUUAAAAACAUCCAGGACAGUCUUUUUAAUAGAGCUAAGUUGGACUUGGACAGUCACAUGAUUGUUUCUCACCAGUGGAAACACUUCUGCGAUUCUCUGGACAACAAGAAGAUAAUCCAAGCACCGUUCUGUGGGGACGAAGAUUGUGAAGAGAAGAUCAAGAAAGAUAGUGCAAGGGAUGCAGUGGUUGAGGAGGGAGCCCCCGCCAUGGGAGCAAAAGGUCUGUGUAUUCCCUUCAAACAACCGGAGACUUUAAAAUCAGGCACAAAGUGUAUCCAUCCAGACUGCAAGAGAGAUGCCAAGUUCUUCACUCUGUUUGGAAGGAGCUACUAGAAGUGAACAAUACUGAGAUCACAACUGAGAUGCCAAAGUCCCCGUAACCAUAUGAUGAUUACAUGUAUUAUUACAAAUAGGCUAUAGCGGUACAACUCUUCAGACGUCAUUAUUAAAUGUUUAUAGUGACCACCCACGGUGUUAGUGACUGGUUUGUUAAUGCAUGAAAACCUAUUAAAUUAUUGACUGUUGGUUUAAAAUUGUAUUAAAUGUAGUAAUGAACAUACAUCUGUUAAUAAAAAUGGGAUUUAUUA
Messenger RNA from Ostrea edulis (European flat oyster), 5235 nucleotides. Its product is annotated as bifunctional glutamate/proline--tRNA ligase-like. The coding region runs from base 140 to 4981 and encodes 1613 amino acids. The record is from RefSeq and is a predicted model, not a curated record. Gene Ontology annotation, biological process: glutamyl-tRNA aminoacylation; translation; prolyl-tRNA aminoacylation. The transcript is spliced from 35 exons. Gene Ontology annotation, cellular component: methionyl glutamyl tRNA synthetase complex; cytosol; aminoacyl-tRNA synthetase multienzyme complex. NCBI's taxonomy places the organism in Eukaryota, Metazoa, Mollusca, Bivalvia, Ostreida, Ostreidae. Gene Ontology annotation, molecular function: ATP binding; proline-tRNA ligase activity; glutamate-tRNA ligase activity.